Octopus bimaculoides (California two-spot octopus) is the source of this 4143-nucleotide messenger RNA. RefSeq lists its product as uncharacterized. Lineage: Eukaryota; Metazoa; Mollusca; Cephalopoda; Octopoda; Octopodidae. The record is from RefSeq and is a predicted model, not a curated record.
GGUGGUAAAAAGCUUCCUGACCACAUGGUUCUGGGUUUAGUCCCACUGCAUGGCACCUUGGAAACACUUUGGGAAAUGGUUCAGAUAUUGAUUGUUUCUAUAUGGACAUGAACCAAUUUUACAACAAUGGAAUCUAAAUUCAGUGACAGCACUUGUUUGGAAAAAGAAUUUUCUCAGCAAGACAGUUCCAUUGAAUUCUCUGUCGUCCGCUCCAGUAGUUUGCUUGACUUUCUCAAUUAUUCCGAUUGUAUCAGUCGGGCCGAAGGUGAACCAGCAGGAUCAAGCCUUACAGAAACAUCAGCUCCAAUUUCUUCUGAACGUAUUUUCCAACAAUCCAACCUCCGAAAACAAUGGAUUGCUUCCGUUUCAAUUCUGUCGUUCUCUCUCAUAGUUAUCACAAUCACUUUUAUCAUGGUUUUCCUUACACAUGGUGAGGUCAUCACAUAUCUCCACAUGAAUGUGCUCAAUGUACAUUAUCACCCAGCAAUGAAGAAUAAAGCAUCGAAACAAUUCAAAGAAAUAUCAGUGCCAUUCUGUCAUGAGGUAAAUCGCUAUAUAAAAUCAAGUUACCUGUCUGAAAUUCAAAAGGGUUGCACUCUCAAAAAUAUAACAAAAUCUCACAGCUACAUUGGAUUGGGUGUCCUCCUUGCUUUCAAGAACAGCAACAAGUUGUCCAGCCCUGAUCAAAUUCGUGAUAUUAUUAUAUCUAAAUCAAAUUUGCAGCUGGUCAAUCAGAAAAUUUAUAUCAAGAUAGAUCGUUUCUUGAUACCUUACAAAUCGUUAAGGGUGCAUCUUAUCAAAGCAGUAUCUUCUGCAGCCCCUUUCUUUAUUAAAGAGACAGGUAAUCACUUGGACUUUGCCGCACCAAAUGAUGUAGAUGAAAAUACUACUUGGAAUGACCAUUUACAUUUAAGUACCAAUCAAAAUGUUACUGAUCAAACCAGUUCUGUGACAAUGGUCAAUACUGAAAGGAUAACUGAUCCUAACACAAAAACAAAUAUAAGUCAUGAUUCCAUAAAGAGACAAGAAAAUUCACUUAAAGCUGCUGUUACUAUACCCAGCUGGACAAGUUCUACAGGUGUUUGGGGCUAUAGAUUCCUUGCAGCAAUCACAAGCAAUUCCUUUGAUCUUCAACACUCAAAAGAAUUAAGUGAUGUUUUUAAUUUUCUCCACAACAAAACUCUAGUUGAGAAAAGUUCUAUCUUUACAAAUCUGACUAGAAAUAUCAGUGAGGACAUUACUGGCCUAGAUGUCGACAAAGGUCACAGUAAUCAAUCUGAAAUCAAACAAGUGAACUUGUCCAUAACUACAUUGACCCUACAUAGAGAAAAUAACACUAAUCCCAGGACUAAGCAAGAGAACAAUUCGCAUGAAUCAAUCAAUGUAAAAACUGGUAUUAACAUAAAACCUUCUGGUUCUGGUUGGCUGGCCAUUCCUUUUCAGUAUUUAACGAGGGCUUCUUCACAAAACAAACAAAAUUCAUCAAGCAGCAAUCACACGAAUAGUAAGCAUGAAAAACAAAAAUCUCGUAAAGAUCUGCCAGCAGAAGUUGGGAUUAUAAAUUCCAACAAAACUGCAACAGUUCAAAAUUAUAUGGCAAACACUGACAUGAAUAAAGAUAAUCCUUUGCAGGGACCCAAUAAUCUAGUGGGGAUUACAAAUAAUCCAUUUGAUCUUUCUGAAAAGAAUGACAGUAACAUAUUUAAGAGCUCACUUACACCUGUUAAAACUGAUAAGAGUAGCUACAAAGAUUAUAUAGGAAAACAGGGGAAUCUUAAUUCAGAUAUCAAGAAAAUUCCAGUUGUUACCAAUAGUCAAAGAAAUGUAACCGACAUGUUAUCAGAUAUUAUUAUGGAAGACAACAACUCUACAUUGAAGCUUCCAGUUGACACCUUUGAUGAGACAACUAUUAGAACAUCACAACCUGGUUCAGAAUCUGGGAAUAAAGCCAUUGUUUCAGAUUUGUAUCUGCUUUCUUCCUCUGCUAAUGUAACUAGGAAUCAGCUAGAGAUUGAAAAAACAUACAUAGCCAGUGGAUUGAGUCAGGAUCAUCCUAAUGCUAUAAUCUCAAAUUCAGGCUCAACCACUAAUUCUUUUAAAGAUAUACUCUCUUCUCUGGUCACUUCUACUUCCAAUGACAGGCCAAAGGCCCCAGGAAUGGGAAAAGGAAAUUUAACACCAAAUCAUACCCAUAUGAGAAAUAUAGGCCUCAAAUCAACAGAUGAAUCCCAUUUCGUGCAAGAUGUUUCAAUAACUCCUUUGAUCAACAAAUAUUUAAACAAAAGUGAUUACAUUGCUACAACAAGCAGGUCCUCCCCAGACAGGGACCAACAACCUGUUAUUUUACAGAAGGUAACCACAAAAAGAAGCCAACAAGGUUUUAUUGCAUUAAAAGCAUCUACUACAAACAGAAUACCACAAGCUGUUGUUAUAUCAGAGUCAGACAGAAAUAGCGACCAGCAAAGUAUUAUUACAUCACAGAAGCCUACUACAAACUGGAACCAGCAAAUUGUUGGUAUACUCCAGUCAAACAGAGACAGGGCUCAACAAAAUAUUGAUACACCCCAAUCAACUAGAAACAGGGAUCAACAAGGUAUUGAUACAGCACAGAAGCCUACCACAAAUGUGAGCCAGCAAGUUGUUGAUAUAUUCCAGCUCAACAGAGACAGGGGUCAACAAGAUGUAGCUAACACAAAGUCAACUAGAAAUAGGGACCAGCUAAGUGGUGUUACAUUACAUGAAUUCACCACAGUUAAAAGCCAGUUAGUUGCUGUUACACAGAAGUCUAUCACAGACAUGAAUCAGCAAGAUGCUUCUCUACAAAUGUAUACUGUCACAGUGACAAGUCCUUAUCACAGGACAUUCACAACAGUUGAACCCCCUCUGCCUCAGCAUUCUCAGGGCAUUGUGUCCCCAACAAUACCUAUUACAAAGAGUAACACUGAUACCACUGUUUGGUCCCAGGAUUUGAAUUUAUUGAAAAACACAGUGAAAGCCGAUAAUGAAAAUUUGACCAUCGGAGCUGUCCAUCAAGCUGAUUUCCAGAUUGACAAUAACAUUAAGAAAGAGCAUCCAACCGACUCUGAAGAAGAUACUGGUGUAACUGCUUUUAUGUCUGCAGGAUUUGGUUGGGUAAAGAUUCCUGUCAAUAAAACUUUACCUGACAAUAACAUUGGAAAUGACACUCAUAAUGCAUUUACCAAAAAGGGUUAUAAAAAGCCCACGAAACUCAGUAUUGUCACCGAAUCUAUGAAAGGCUCGCUACUAGCUUCUAUAAUCACAAAUAUCACCAAUAGAUUAACAACUAACCAGAAUGUAGAUGUUACUAAUACUAAACCACUACAUAGUUUUCACCCUACACAAAAUUCUACUGCAACAAGAUUGAAUGUAAUUAAACCCCUAGAUUCUAAUGUUUUAGCUUCAUUUGCUCCUGAGGAAGUGCUUGUAACUAGUAAAAUAACUGAGAAAAAUGUUAUAUAUAUGGUGAAUCAUGAUACAUCCAUAGUAAACCCUCUUGAGAUUAAUGUGAAUACAAAUUAUAAUUCAACAACUAAUACUCCGAAUAUUACAACAGCGUUUACACCUAAUACCACUCGAAGAAAGGUUCAACAUUCUGCCUCAACUGAGAGCUCUCCAAGACCAAUAUCAACAGAAAUAAAGCAUUUACAAAAUGUUCCUACUUUUGAGCAAAACAAAUCUUUGACACACCUGCUAAAUGUAACUUCUGAUCUUCUUCAUGUGUCAAGCUCUAAAUGGUCCCAUAACCUGACUAAAACACAUCCACUACAUAUCUCUGUUCCUCAGUUUAUAAGUAAUACAACCCAAGAUGUGCCCACUACAUCAAACCAAUUUAUAUCCUCACCAAAAUUUAUAUCAGAUCAACAGCAAUUCACCAAUAAUUCUUCCAGUCAUGAGGCAGUGACUGUAUCUUCUCCAAAGCCUCUCACUUCAAUUAAUGGUUUUACCGCACCAAAUCCUCCAUAUAUGGGUUUGGUAUCACCUUCAAACCAAUCUGUUAUGAAAUUAAAAGUGACCCCAGAUCGUAUUUCUGACAAUAUGUUUGCAGUAAAAGCUGCAACUGCAACAGCUUCUAGCUUCACAGCCACAAAGUCUUCAUUACAAAAGAAACAAAAAAACAAGUAA